GCCCACAACCAGCUCACACAAAACAGACUUCAGACGGUAGGAGGUUGUGUAAAAUUGUCAACAGCGCUUCGUUGUAUAUAAAUACGGAUUCUUUAUGAAAAUUUCGUGCAGUUCAUUAUCGAGUUUAAGUUUUUCAGCAUCUGCUUUUAACAUAAAAACCAAUCAUGAAUGUAUUGUGGGAAGUGACCUUUAUCUUGGCCGUCGCAUCCAGUACACUGGGUAUGCUGCUGCCGUUCAAAUGGUCCAGCCAUGCUGCUGAUGAUGCCACGCAGCAAUGGAAUUUUCUGUUAAAUAAAUGGGCGGUGGCAAAGAAUCUUCAUCUGCAACAUUUCUCAUGGAAAUCCUGCGGAACCACCGCCGACAUCGUUAAAAUCGACAGCAUCAGCAUUUCACCGGAUCCCAUCCAGUUGGGCUCGCCAAUGAAAAUCACUGGAUCUGGAUCCAUCACCAAACAAAUAGACCAGCUGGAGAUCGAUGUCGUGAUUCAAAAAAAGGUUUUCGUAUGGAUUACAGUCCCAUGUGUGGAUGGAAUGGGAAGCUGCAAUUAUACCGAUGUAUGCAGUCUGUUGCCGCCUCAGCCCUGUCCUGAACCCUUUCAGCAGCAGUCCAUUCCAUGUACUUGUCCAUUUCCGGCGGCAACGUAUAACGUCAAGGAUUUGCCGGUGAUGUUCACACCAUCCAAACAAAUUCCUUCCUGGCUAGAUAAAGGUGAUUUCAAAGCCCACGUUGUGCUGAAAGCUGGCGAGAUCCCUUUGGGAUGCUACGAUCUGGAGUUAAAUAUUGUCGGAGCAAAGGAUCGAAAGAAGAUCACUCACGAAGACAACUGAAGGGCCAAUUUCCAGAAUGCUGAUACGAAAGACGCAAGGCCAAAACACCAUCUAGAAUUCUCGACAUUAUUGGACUGUUUUAUAAUUUACGCUUCUAAAGUGCCGACGGUCUGUUCAAAUAGGUUUUGUUUUCAUAUAAAUUAACGUAAAUUUAUGGGCCAAGCACCGCAACAUAAAAUUCUGCAAAAGAAA
Paramacrobiotus metropolitanus is the source of this 1019-nucleotide messenger RNA. Its product is annotated as ganglioside GM2 activator-like. The transcript has 7 exons. The record is from RefSeq and is a predicted model, not a curated record. Gene Ontology annotation, molecular function: enzyme activator activity; lipid carrier activity. Gene Ontology annotation, cellular component: cytoplasmic side of plasma membrane. Bases 165 to 827 code for a protein of 220 amino acids. Gene Ontology annotation, biological process: ganglioside catabolic process; lipid transport. Lineage: Eukaryota; Metazoa; Tardigrada; Eutardigrada; Parachela; Macrobiotidae.